Messenger RNA from Mugil cephalus (flathead mullet), 7334 nucleotides. It is a transcript of the gene dgki, whose product is annotated as diacylglycerol kinase, iota. Gene Ontology annotation, molecular function: ATP-dependent diacylglycerol kinase activity; protein binding. The coding region runs from base 305 to 3232 and encodes 975 amino acids. The transcript has 34 exons. Gene Ontology annotation, cellular component: nucleus. The record is from RefSeq and is a predicted model, not a curated record. Lineage: Eukaryota; Metazoa; Chordata; Actinopteri; Mugiliformes; Mugilidae. Gene Ontology annotation, biological process: regulation of synaptic transmission, glutamatergic; lipid phosphorylation; diacylglycerol metabolic process.
GAUCAGUGAGCUCGUGAGCGCAGUUGGGUCCGUUGUCCGGGCGGCUGCGCGUGCUGCCGUACCUGGCUGCAGUAUAUAAGGGCAGCCAACGGUCAGAUGCCAGAGCGAACGGUGGAGCCGUUAAAAGCGUAAAUCCGUAGAAACCGGCCCCGUGUCUCCCCCCCCCCCUCCCCUCCUUCACAAACCGGGACACAGAGACAGAGACAGGCUCCGGUGUCCCCCUUUUACAAAACCCCCGGGUGGACGGAGACAGAGAUAUUAGGGGGGUCCAGUGCCGGGAGAGAGACAGCGAGGACCGACCAGCAUGGACCCCCAGAUGAAGGACCGCACCGGCCCGGCUGCGGCGGCGGCGGCGGCGGGGGGAUUCAGCGGUCGUCUUCUGGCCUCCAUGGGAGCCGACGGGGGCGACUCCGAGUCCGGAGCCGGCUCGGAGGAGGCUGCCGUCGGCUGCUGCAGCGACACAGUCAGCAGCCUGCCGGACAUGGAGCAGGAGACCCUGGAGGAGAAAUUAAGAGGACUGGCGUUCAGAAAACAGACCUCGUAUCGGAAGGCGAUCUCCCGCUCGGGCCUUCACUACCUCGGGCCGCCGCAACCUUCGCUUCCUCCAGCGUCCAACGGCCCCAACAAGGAGCUUCGGACUUACGUGGACUGGACGGAGAACGCCGUGAACGGAGAUCACCUGUGGAUGGAGACGAGCUGUUCAGGAGAGCUCUGUUAUCUCGGGGAGGACGCCUGCCUCCUGAAAACCGCCAAGUCGGCCCCCCGGAGGAAAUGUGCAGCCUGUAAGAUCGUUGUUCACACCGGAUGCAUAGAGCAGCUCGAAAAGAUUAACUUUAGAUGUAAGCCGACCUUCAGAGAGGGAGGAUCCCGGUGCCUCAGAGAUAACAUACUGAGACAUCACUGGGUCCACAGGCGGAGACAGGAAGGGAAAUGCAGACAGUGUGGAAAGAGUUUUCAACAGAAGUUCUUCCACAGUAAAGAAAUCAUCGCCAUCAGCUGUUCCUGGUGUAAACAAGCUGUAAUCCACACAGUGACGUGUUUCAUGCUGCACCAGAUCGAGGAGCCGUGUUCCCUCGGGGCCCAUGCCGGAGUCAUCGUACCUCCCUCCUGGAUCAUCAAAGUCAGGAAACCACAGAGCUCGCUGAAGAACUCCGCCAGGAGAAAAAAGCGGACGUCUUUCAAGCGAAGGACAAGCAAGAAGGGACUGGAUGAGUCUAAAUGGCGUCCGUUCAUGUUGAAGCCUCUCCCCUCUCCUCUCAUGAAGCCCAUCUUGGUUUUUGUUAACCCCAAGAGUGGAGGCAACCAGGGUGCCAAGGUGUUACAGAUGUUUAUGUGGAUUUUAAACCCUCGACAAGUGUUUGACCUGUCGCAGGGCGGCCUGCGGGAGGCGUUGGAGUUGUAUCGCAAAGUGCCAAAUCUGAGGAUCCUCGCCUGCGGAGGUGACGGCACGGUGGGGUGGAUCCUGUCGACCCUCGACGAGCUGCAGAUGAACCCCCAGCCUCCGGUCGCUGUGCUUCCUCUGGGAACAGGAAAUGACCUCGCCAGGACGCUCAACUGGGGCGGGGGCUACACCGAUGAACCCGUGUCUAAAGUCUUGUGUCACGUGGAGGACGGUUCUGUGGUGCAGCUGGACAGGUGGAACCUCCUGGUGGAGAAAAGCGCCGUCCAGCCGGAGGAGGGGACGCAGAAGCUUCCUCUGAACGUGUUCAACAACUACUUCAGCCUCGGCUUCGACGCUCACGUCACGCUGGAGUUCCACGAGUCCAGAGAGGCCAACCCAGAAAAGUUUAACAGCCGCUUCCGCAACAAGAUGUUCUAUGCAGGAGCCGCGUUCUCAGAUUUCCUCCAGAGGAGCUCCAGGGAUUUGUCGAAGCACGUCAGAGUGGUGUGCGACGGUACAGACCUGACCCCCAAGAUCCAGGAGCUGAAAUUCCAGUGCAUAGUAUUUCUAAACAUUCCCAGGUACUGCGCCGGCACGAUGCCGUGGGGAAACACGGGCGACCACCGGGACUUCGAGCCUCAGCGCCACGACGACGGCUGCAUCGAGGUCAUCGGCUUCACCAUGGCCUCGCUGGCGGCGCUGCAGGUCGGAGGUCACGGAGAAAGACUUCACCAGUGCAGAGAAGUCGUCCUCACUACCUUCAAGACUGUACCUGUUCAGGUGGACGGCGAGCCGUGUCGACUGGCCCCGUCCACCCUCCGCAUCUCCCUCCGAAACCAGGCCAACAUGGUCCAGAAGAGCAAGAGGCGAACAUCGGUGCCCCUGCUGAACGAUAUUCAGAAGGUGUGUGCAGCCGAUCUGCGCCGCCUCUCUGCUCCCCCCGACUCCUUCUCUGUUCCACACGCCGUCCCCGAUCGCCUGCGUCUUCGAGUGAACCGGAUCAGCCUGCAGGAGUACGACCGGCUGCAGUACGACAAGGAGCGACUCCGAGACAUCUCCAUCCCCGUCGGCAUAGUGGUGGUGAGAGGCGACUGUGACCUGGAAACGUGCAGACUCUACAUCGACAGAUUACAAGAGGAUUUACACCAGGCGCCAUCUACUGGCCACAGAGUGCACUACCAGGACGAGUGCAGAGGCGUCCCCAGGACCAGUUCAACCAGUCGACUGUCUCCCAACUGGAGUUUCCUGGAUUCCACGUCAGCCGACCGCUUCUAUCGCAUCGACAAGGCCCAGGAGCACCUCCACUUUGUGACCGAGAUUUGUCAGGACGAGGUGUUCAUCCUGGACCACGAGGGCCCCGUGGUGAGCCAGGGGGCGUCCGCGGGGAUGCCUGAUCUGGUGGUGGAGCCGACCGGCGGCGCUCCCUUGACGCCGGAGGAACAAGCUCUGCUGACGGCUGCCAGCUCUGGGGAUCUUUCUAUGCUGUCGGAGUGUGUGCGUCGAGGCGUCAGUUUGCUGGUCAGAGACUCCGGAGGUUGUUCGGCGCUACAUAUAGCAGCGCAGAACGGACACACGGAGCUGGUCAGCUACAUACUGCAGCAAGGCUCUAAGGUUCUUCUGGAUUUAACGGACAGAGAAAAUGGCGACACUGCCUUGCACAAAGCUGCCUCGGUGAAGCAACACACUGUGUGUCGGCUGCUGGUCGAGGCCGGGGCGUCGCGAAAUAAAACAAACUUCCAAGGGAAGACGCCGGCGGACCAAGCGGAGGGAGACUCGGAGCUCGCCACCUACCUGAGCUCCCAGCAUCACGCGACGUCGCCCGCCAACGAGGACCUGGAGACGGCCGUCUGAGACAAAGACGCAAACCCCCCCGUCCCCGUCCGUCGUCUCUCCACGUCCGUCCCUCCACGUCCCUCUGGACUCGGACACACUCGUGACUCGGACGAGGAAGGAGUUGUAAAAAAAAAAACGAAAAGACUCAGCAGACGGGAGAGAGAUGAAAAAAACCCAGAGGAACUGAUUUUAACGGUUUAACUAUUUAUUUGUAUUUAUUUAUUCGUAUUCUAUUUAUUGGUCGUGCUGAUCGAGUGGCUGAUCGUAGGAAAAACGGUUCAGGAUGCAAGUGCAAUUUGAAGAAGCCGUCACAGUUCACCUGUCGUUUAUCUUGAAAGGGAUUCAUUUUCUUUUUGUGUGUGUCGGGGGGGAAUAUUUUACUGGUUUUAGUGGUUGAAAGUAAGUAAACAUCGUUAGGAAACAAACAGAAAAGUCUAAUUUAAAGAACCAAACUAGUUUAUCCAAUUAAACCUGUGUGCCAAAGACAUUACGCUGACGUAGUGUCAUAUAACAGAAUUUAAAAGAAUAACAAUUAUGCAACGGUGGCAUCUCUACCAGGAAGCUCAUCUUUUUCUUUAGGAAGUACCGGCUGUAGGUAGCGCCCAGAUAAAUUACUGCUCUGUGUGUGUUUGUGUUGCAUCAUCACAGCUGCUCUGCACAGUCGCUCUAUGACUCAGUCUAAAAGCACGUUUACUUGUUCCUGGACUUUUUUUUUCUUUGGGUGUGGGAAUCCCAUAACGUGCUGAAAGGAAAUUCACUCAGCUGCUACUGCAGCAAAAAUAUUCAGAUUAAAAAUAAGAAAUACUUCAAAUGAAACUGUGAGGACUCCGAGUUUUCCAGGUUAUGGUUAAAUUUUAAAUUACAAUAAAACAAAGGCAACUGGUUGAGACGUUUUAAUUCAUCCUAGAUGAACAUUAUUUGAAGAAGAAAAGUGGCAAAAAUUAUUUGCUCAUGAGACGGAAGAAGAAUUCUAAUUAGCUGAAGAGGUUUUAUGAGGAAACGUGUCGGUGAAAUCAGAGUCUAUACUCACUUGCCACUUUAUUGAUUUAUUGCUUGGCUGCAAUUCAACGCAUUUAUUCACGUAGACGUGAUCAAGACGACUUCCUGAAGUUCAAACAGAGCAUCAGGGCUUCACUUUGGGCCCUUUAGUACAAAAAUCUCUGAGGAAAGUUUCCAACACGUUGUUGAACGUUGUGCGGUCCGACCCUUUGCUAGCAAAGUGUUCCUAAUAAAGUGGCCGGUGAGUGUGAAUAUGUCACCACUUCGUCUUAUUAGCUAAAAACUGAUGGUAUUUUCCCGUGGACACAAGGGGGCGCUCUACUUGGUGUGUCAGCUUCAUUCAGUUUACGUUGAAUCGUAGGCCAGCGUUCAUAAAUACACAGGAUGAGAUGUUACAAUCGACAAAACGCAUUUAGAAGCCAGGUCCAAAUGAAAAACCCAACCAACAGGCUAGCGGUCGGCUAACAAUUAGCAACCGACAACUAACAGCUAACUAGCCUAGCCAUGCGACUACACUUCAACCAACAUUUCCCCCUCCAUGCCAAGACCCCAAACAAAAUAACGAGAUUUACUAAAAGAAACGAACUCACCGCGUCAAAAAACAACAAAAAAUUGGGGGGGAAAAAAAGAGACAUAAAAAUGUAAAUAUAAUUCGUUUCAAUCACCAGAACUUAAGAAACAAUUUAGAGUUGCUGACCUGGAAAUGGUGGAGCUGGAAGGGGGGGCCCCCAGAGACCAGAGACGGCUAAUAUUGGUCCAUGUUAAUGUCAAUAAUGGAACCAUUAUAGAUGCUAAUGGGCCCCGUGCUAAUGGCUGCUUGCUAGUAGCUGCUUGCUAGUAGCUGCUGACAUCCGGUUGGUAAUCAACGACACAACUUGAACCCCCUAAGACGCUGCAACGACUACACAUGAGUUUCCUUAAUUGGGCCCCUACAGUGUCUUGAAGCAGCCCUGGUAGAUUACGCCCUUUUCCCAGGCUAGCUCAAACCUGCUAACUAGCUCCAGGGCUGGGCGGCUUUUCCUCACAGUAAUUAUCCAGCUUUUCUUUAAAAGUCUUUCUAAGAAGACCAGGGACCCACAUCGAUAGACUCUCGUCCUCCUUAGAACAGGAACUUUACAUGUGUUUUAAGUUCUGCAGGUUUAGUUGUGAAGGUCCAGGCAGAUUCCUGUGACUCCAGCGACACUUUGACGGAUAAAACCUCUGAUGCACCUGAGAGACUCGUAAGGAAUCACAUGAAUGAAUAAUUUAAUUAAGAUGUAAGUCAGUGAUUUUGAUUAAAGUUUAGUCCAGCAGCUAAACGCUAAUUAUAUGUGAAAAGACGGUGGUUUCAUGUUGUCGACACCCAAGAAAAGUUGCCUAGAAUAAAAACAAAAGACACCAGUUAUUAUUAUUAAAUUUAAAGAGGCUGAUAUUUAAAACAAACAUUAUGAGACGUUUGUUUGAUAGAAGCUAAAUGUCACAAAAGCUGGUGUUUUAAUUAUUUUUAAUUUUUUUUUUAAGGUGUUUUCUAUUGAAAUCCUUAACGACACCCAGGAAAAAACAAGGAGCAGCAUAAAUGACUCAAACGAACGAAAACUAUUCACAUGAAUUAAAAUUUUUUAUUUUUUUUUCACAAACAGAAAUCAACACAUGCCUUUUCUUCUUUUAUUCCUCGGAAAGAUGCUUGAACUGUGAACAUUUUUUCUCGCUUUUAGCUGAACAAAAUAAGAAUUUCCCGACACUUUAAAGACCAAAUUAUUGAUCUAGACAAAAAUAAAUAAAUAAAAAUAAAAACUUCCUGGAAGUAGAAACACCAACGUUGCUGGUUCUCGUCAUAAAUAGAUGAAACACGUCUUCUUGAAGCGUCAUAUCACAGAGCCUGUUAUUCAGUAUUUGAACCAGGGAGGAGGUGGGGGAGGGAGGGAGGGAGGGGGGGGGGGAGUUUAAUGCAUAAUCAGUUACCUGUUAGUAAAUAUAUAUAUAUACACACACACACACAUAUAUAUAUAUAUAUAUAUGAACUCUUCACAGCAGGAUAGUGUGUAUCUGGUACUCCUGACCCAACAUGGCUUUUUACAUGCAGAGUGUGUGUGUGUGUGUGUGUGUGUGUGACUCAUUCCAUAUCAGAUGUAAGUCAACACAAUGAGAGCGUGUGUUAUGUUGCUGUAGCGUGUGUGUGUGUGUGUGUGUGUGUGUGCAUUAAUCCAAGAAAAAGAAGAAGAAGAAGAAGAAGAAUCUGAGCCAUAUUCAAUGCAAUAUGAAUAGAAAACGUCUUUUUCUUUUUUUUAAUCGUUUACAUUACAUUAAUGUCCUGGACGGAGAAUUGAAUGUGCAAUUUUACUUCAGUGCUGGUUGAGUAAAUGAUUGUGAUUUAAUGUUUGUUUGUUUUUUUCUUUUGAGUGCAUGAGGUCUUUUUUUAUAUAUAAAAAUCUAUAUAAAUAUAUAUAUAUAUAACCUAUUGUGAAGUAUAUACGCAGUAGGUAACGCUCUCCAAAGUAUUUUAAAGUCUGCAGACAUGAUUCACGUCUCUUUCUUUUUAUUCAUGAUGUUUCUUUUAACUGGGGAGUUUUUAUUGUAAGAAAAUCACCUUUCAUGGUUUAAUUAAAAAGAUUAAUUCAAGCUGUUUAAUUAUUUUAUUUAUUUUUAUUAUUUUUAAAGACAAAAUUGGCGACUGUGAUUAACGAGCUUCAUUUUGUGGGUUAAAUAACGGUCGAACACAUUCCCUGACAAUUAAAAAACAAAAAAUCCUGAACUGUUUGUGAAUGGUGACGACUAAUAAGCUAAAUCUGAACGACACACACACACACACACACACGUGCUUCUUAUCACUGUUUCUAGCGGGUGGGAUGUUAAUCGGUGUCUCUCUUCGCGUUGGGUCGUGCAUGGCAUCUUCUCACCUCCUUGGGAUCGUUUUCUGGUAUUGGCAUAAAGUUAAAAAAAAAAAAAUGGCAUUAUUGUUGUUUAAGCUAUUAAAUUAUUAUAGUUUAAAAAAAAAAUGAUUUAUACCCGAGUUUCUUCUGAGGUUGGUCAUGUGUUGGGUGUUUCUUUUUUGUAUUUUAUUUUUCUGAUGAUGAAGACGAUGAUGGAAUUACUUGAAGCUUGUUUAAUCCAUUUCGGUAAAAGAAAGAUGUGGCGUCGUAAA